Grosmannia clavigera kw1407 is the source of this 1425-nucleotide messenger RNA. Its product is annotated as aspartic-type endopeptidase. Lineage: Eukaryota; Fungi; Ascomycota; Sordariomycetes; Ophiostomatales; Ophiostomataceae. The record is from RefSeq and is a predicted model, not a curated record. Gene Ontology annotation, molecular function: aspartic-type endopeptidase activity. Bases 1 to 1425 code for a protein of 474 amino acids. Gene Ontology annotation, biological process: proteolysis. The transcript has a single exon.
AUGAAAGCGGCGGCACUGGCCAUCGCGGCCUCAAUUUGGGUCAAGCUCGCCCUCAGUCUGUCGCUCCAGCACCGGCGAGACGGCACUGCUGCCCGUGUUGUCGGCAUGACGACGGAGCGCAGACACGUGGCCAACCCGAUCCAGCGUGACCGUCUCCGUCGCCGUGGCGCAGUAGCGGCCGGACUGGCCAACGAGGAGACGCUAUACUUUAUCAACGCAACCCUGGGCACACCGCCACAGUCCCUGCGUCUGCACAUCGACACGGGCAGCAGUGACCUGUGGGUGAACACGCCCAGCUCGACGUUGUGCCAGUCGCGGACAAAGCCAUGCUCGUAUGCGGGCACAUACACGGCCAACAGCUCGUCCACGUACGAAUACGUCGGCAGCUACUUCAACAUCUCGUACGUGGACGGCUCGGGUGCCAGCGGAGACUACGUGGCCGACACGAUCAGCUUUGGCGAUAACGCGACGCUGGCGCGGCUGCAGUUCGGCAUCGGCUAUGCCAGCUCGUCGUCGCAAGGCGUCCUGGGCAUCGGCUAUGCGGCCAACGAGGUGCAGGUGGGCCGUGCUGGCCGACAGGCCUACAACAACCUGCCCGCACAGCUGAUGGCCGACGGCCAGAUUGCGAGCAACGCCUACAGCCUCUGGCUCAACGACCUGGACGCCAACACCGGCAGCAUCCUCUUUGGCGGCGUCGACACGGGCCAGUACGUCGGCCAGCUGCAGACGCUGCCUGUGCAGAAGCAGGCCGGCGACUUUUCCGAGUUCCUCGUCACUCUGACCGGCCUGCAGCUGGGCUCGGCCACACUCGCCGACGACUUGGCCCUGGCCGUGCUGCUGGACUCGGGCUCGUCGCUGACUUACCUGCCCGACAACACGGUCGAGACUCUCUACAACCGCGUCGGCGCCACGUACGACUCGUCCGAAGGUGCUGCCUACGUCGAGUGUUCGCUGGCCCGCUCCAACACCAGCCUCACCUUUUCCUUUUCCGGUCUCCACAUCGCCGUCGGCAUGGACGAGCUCGUGCUCGACCUAUUCACCACCAGCGGCAAGCGGCCUCAAUUCCAAAACGGCCAGGACGCCUGCCUCUUUGGCGUCGCUCCGGCCGGCAGCAGCACCAACGUCUUGGGUGACACCUUUCUGCGCUCGGCCUACGUCGUCUACGACCUCAGCAACAACCAGAUCUCUCUGGCCCAAACCAGCUUCAACGCUACCUCCACCAAUGUGCUCGAGAUCGCCGCCGGCACUACCGGCGUGCCCGACGCUACCGCUGUCGCCAACCCUGUCUCGGCCACCCAGGGACUCGUCAUCCUCGGUAACAGCAACACCGCUAAGUCUGCUGCGGUGCCAUCCUUCCCCGGUACACCUGCCGCUUUGGCUGUCUUUGUCGUUGCAGCAUCUGUCAUGGCUGGAUGGUCUCUGUAG